Messenger RNA from Pseudozyma hubeiensis SY62, 5292 nucleotides. RefSeq names its product chromatin remodelling complex ATPase chain. Gene Ontology annotation, biological process: nucleosome organization; regulation of transcription by RNA polymerase II. The record is from RefSeq and is a predicted model, not a curated record. NCBI's taxonomy places the organism in Eukaryota, Fungi, Basidiomycota, Ustilaginomycetes, Ustilaginales, Ustilaginaceae. The transcript has a single exon. Gene Ontology annotation, cellular component: chromatin; nucleus. Bases 1 to 5292 code for a protein of 1763 amino acids. Gene Ontology annotation, molecular function: DNA binding; ATP binding; ATP-dependent chromatin remodeler activity.
AUGCAAACCAUCGUGCCUAGCUCUGAAGGCGCGGCUAUCCACUCGGUCGUUCAAUCAGCGCUGACUCCGAUAGCUCUUGCUUCCCAAUCUGGCUCGCUUACAGCAUCAGCAGACGCUGUCAAGCGCGAAGCUGACGCGCUUUCAUCACCGCCGCCUACCGACGCAUCUGCACUCAAGAUGGACUCCAGCGCAGACUCGUCCUCAGGACCCAUCAAGCCAGACGUCUCCGAGGAGCAGCCCAAACUGAGCCGCCCACGACGGGACUCUUCCCCCUUGUCAGACGUAUCCCAAAAGGCAGAGUCUCGCUCCGCAAAGAAGGAGCUUUCCGACGAUCGCGACGACACGGACGUCGACGACGACGCAGACCACUCCAAGCCCUACCACCACCAGCUCGACCGCGUCAAGGCCGGCUCUCCAGCUUCGUCCAGGAACAGCAGCCCCUCCCGUUCGUCCGUCAAGCCAGACCGCAAGCAUCUCCUCGAAGCUGAGAACGAUCCGGACCUCUACGGGCUAAGACGUUCCGGUCGCGCCAGCAGAAAGUCCUACACCGAUCUCAACGACCAAGACGCCGACUCGGACGAUGCAGACGCCUCCGUCUCGUCUCGGCGUCGACACCUCGUCAAAGGCGGCCGUGCUUCCGUUCGCAGCUCUGUCCAGGCCAGCGACGACGACGGCGCCGAUGAUGGUGCCGAUGACAGCGACGACGACAGCGACGAUGCUCAAGACGACGAGUUUGGCCCUGCCAAGUCCAAGAAGAAGCGCAAGCACAAGCGACUGCCAGCAGCCCCCCGUCUCUCUUCCGCUGACCUCGAAGCUUCUCGUAUCUCGAGCAGGAACGGCAGACGCAUUCCCAACUACACCGACGACUAUGCCGACCUCGGUGACGAUGAUCCCUUCGAAGAUGAAGCCGACAUGCAGGCGCAAAGGCAUGCACUCGAUGCCGGCGACGUCGAAGAAGAGGACGUCAUCGAAAGCAUCGUCGGUCACGAGCGACACGAGGACCGUCUGGACGACAAGGAAGACGUCCCCACCCAAAACAUGCGCUUCAUCGUCAAGUGGAAAGGCUACUCACACCUCCACGAUACCCACGAAACCUACGACUUUCUCCGACGCUAUCGCGGCUUCAAGCGCGUCGACAACUACAUCAAGGCCGUCUUCAUGCGCGAAAAGGCGCUCCUCUCCGAUCCCCACGCUUCCCGCGAAGACAUUGAAGCGCUUCAGAUCGAAAAGGAGAGGCAAGCCGAGCUCAUCGAGAGCUUCAAGACCGUCGAGCGUAUCAUCGCCCAGCGCGACAACGACGCCAACAAGGACGUUCCGUAUCCGCAUCUCGCCUACCUCGUCAAGUGGAAGGGCCUGCCCUACGGCGAUUGCACGUGGGAAGCUGAGGAGGAGAUCAAGGAGAUCGCACAGGAUGCCAUCAACGCCUACGUCGAACGUUCCGCCUCGGUGACGGUCCCAUGGCGCUCGCAGAACUUUUCGCAGGGCCGUCCCAAGUACACACGCAUGACCGAGCAGCCCGCCUACAUCAGCGCAGGCACGCUCAAAGACUUUCAGAUGACCGGUCUCAACUGGCUCGCCUACCUCUGGAGCAAGAACGAGAAUGGCAUCCUCGCCGACGAGAUGGGUCUCGGCAAGACGGUGCAGACCGUCUCGUUCCUCUCGUACCUAUUCCACUCGUGCUAUCAGUACGGUCCCUUCCUCGUCGUCGUGCCACUUUCCACACUGCCCGCCUGGAUGAACCAGUUCGAGCACUGGGCUCCCGACCUCAACGUCAUUGCUUACAUGGGCAACAGCGCCAGCCGAGACAUGAUCCGCGAGUACGAGUUCGGACCGCCCAAAAAGAUGAAGUUCAACGUCCUUGUCACGACCUACGAAUUCAUCCUCAAGGAUCGCGCCGAGCUUAGUCAUAUCAAGUGGCAGUUCUUGGCUGUCGACGAGGCGCAUCGACUCAAGAACUCCGACGCGCAGCUCUACGAGGCGCUCAACAGCUUCCACGCCGCAGGCAAGUUGCUCAUCACAGGCACACCUUUGCAAAACAACGUCAAGGAGCUCAUCGCGCUCCUCCACUUCCUUCGACCCGACCAGUUCGAUCUCGACGUCGACUUUGACAUCAACGAUGUCGAUCAGACUGUCAUCAAGGAGCUUCACGAGAAGCUCGACAACGUCAUGCUUAGGCGUCUCAAGAAGGACGUCGUCAAGGAGCUCCCCACCAAGUCGGAGAAGAUCCUCCGCGUCGAGAUGUCGGCCAUGCAACAGCGCAUGUACAAGGCCAUCCUCACCCGCAACUACUCGCUCCUCAGCGGCGCAACCACCGCCCAGUUCUCGCUGCUCAAUGUCGCCAUCGAGCUCAAAAAGGCCUCCAAUCAUCCGUACCUCUUCGACGGCACCGAGACCAUCUCGGACAACCGCGAGGACACGCUCAAAGGCCUCGUGAUGCACAGCGGCAAGAUGGUGCUGCUCGAUAAGCUCCUCGCCCGACUCAAAGCCGACGGUCACCGCGUGCUUAUCUUCAGUCAGAUGGUGCGCAUGCUCGACAUCCUCUCCGACUACAUGUCGCUCCGCGGAUACAUCCACCAGAGGCUCGACGGCACCGUAUCGUCCGAGGUGCGAAAGAAGGCCAUCGAGCACUUCAACGCAGAGGGCUCGCCCGACUUUGCCUUCCUCCUCUCCACGCGUGCCGGUGGUCUCGGCAUCAACUUGGAGACCGCCGACACGGUCAUCAUCUUCGACAGCGACUGGAAUCCGCAGAACGAUCUGCAGGCCAUGGCUCGAGCCCAUCGCCUCAACUCCAAGUUCCACGUCAGCGUGUUCCGCCUGCUCACCAAGGACACGGUGGAAGAAGACGUGCUGGAACGUGCCAAGCGCAAGAUGGUGCUCGAGUACGCCAUCAUCCACCAGAUGGACACCUCCGGUACCAAUUUUGCGCCCAAAGCGGCCGCCAAAAACCAGCAGCAGUUCAGCAAGGAGGAGCUUGGUGCCAUCCUCAAAUUCGGUGCGCAAAACAUGUUCAAGAGCGAGAACGAGGAUGGCCAGCAAAAGAAGCUCGACGAGAUGGACCUGGACGACAUCCUGUCGCAUGCCGAGGCGCAUGAGACCGAGGUGGACCCUACCGGCAGCUCGGCCGGUGGUCAGGAGUUCCUCAAGUCAUUUGCUCAGGUCCAAGACUUCAAGGCUGACCUCAGCUGGGACGACAUUAUCCCGCUAGAGGAGCGUCAGAAAGCCGAGGAGGAAGAGCGCAAGAAGGCUGUCGAGGAAGCCGCUGCAGCUGCUAGCUCUUCGCGUCGACGUGCUGCAGCCCAAGUCGCGCCUGGCGCUUACGACAACGGCGAGGGAGACGAUCGGGCCACGUCUCCUGGGGCUUCCGCCAAGGACGCCGCCCGACGCUCGCGCAAGACGGCUGCUCAGCGCUCCGUCGAGAUGAAGGAGCGCGACCUGCGUGUGCUGAUCCGCGGCAUCCAACGAUGGGGUGACAUUCGGUACAGAACGGACCCGAUCAUCAAGGAGGGCAAGCUGCAGGACAAGAAUCGAUCCGUGCUCUACCAGAUCUCAGACGAGCUAGUCAAGACGUGCGAGGAUGCGGUCGCCGAGCACCAAGCGUUCAUGAAGGGCAAGCAGGAGCGCGGCGAAGAGAUCUCGUCUGCGCUGCGUCAAAAGGCGGUGCUGGUGUCGUGCCGCGGCAUCACGGGCAUCAAUGCCGAGACGGUGCUGAUCCGACACUACGAGCUGCGUCUGCUCUCCGAGACGCUGGAUAACGUGGAAGAGCCGCUCGACUGGCGCGUGCCGUCGGAGCACCUGAAAGCUACGCUCAACUGGGCCGGCGGUUGGGAUGCCAAGGACGAUGCGAUGCUGCUGGUGGGUAUCUGGAAGUACGGCUUCGGUGCCUGGGAGCAGAUCGAAGCCGAUCCCGACUUUGCCAUGGCGGGCAAAUUUUUCCUGGAAGAAGGCAAGAAGGCGAAUCAGGAACCACACGCAGCCGAGAAGGACGCUCCUCGAAGCGGCACCUCGGGACCUCCUCAGGGCAAGCCACGCCCGAUCCCGAACGCCAUCCACCUGGUCCGCCGCGGCGAUUAUCUGCUCAAGGUGCUGCGCGAGUACGACGACAACGCCAAGGCGUAUCAGAAGAGCCUGUCCGAGGGAGGCGCACCCAAGAGCAGCGGCAAAAAGGCACGAAAGAGCCCCUCGCCAUCGACGAACUCGCCUGCACCGGCUGGCAAGUCUGGCAAAGGUGGCAGCGGCGGGGCUGCAGAUAAGCGACGCCCUGCACCGGCGUACUCAUCCGACUCUUCGGACGAUAGCGAGUACGCGAGCAUGGACGAGGCCGAAUGCAAGGAGCUGAUGCGACCAUGCAAGAAACAGCUCAAGCGACUGAGGGACGGAACGGACCACCUGGAGCGCGACCAGAAGGUGUCGGUGCUGAAAGAGUGCCUUUCCGCCAUCGGUGGACACAUCGACCAUCUGCUGGACACCAAGUUUGCCAGCUUGACGUCGAAGGAAAAGGAUCGAUGGUUCCACCACCUGUGGGCGUUCAGUGCGUUCUUCUGGCCCAAGAAGGUCAAGCCCUCGAAGUUGCGAGCCAUCUUUAACAAGCUGGUGAUGAACGGACCCGCAAGCUCGACACCAGCAGCAUCAACGCCAACGAUUGCUGCAGCGGCCAACAACGGCGAGUCGGGAUCGCCGCCAGCAACAGCACCAGCAGCCGCAUCAGCAGCAACACCAUCGGGAUCGGCUGGACGCGUCAAGUCGGAGUCUGUCGCGGCCGAAGGAGGGGGCGAGAAUGGGGCCAGCCACACACCUAGCGCGGCAGCGAGCACGCCUUCGAGCGAAUUCAAGCGGAAGGCCAACCCGCUGCAGGACGCACCAAUCCCAAAGAAGCCACGCACGUCGAUGGAGCCGUCUUUGAGCGGUGGAGGCGGGCGCGGAGGCUACGGAAAUGGUUACGGUGCUUCGCCGGGUGGUGGAGCCAACCCGCCGUAUCCACCUCCUUACUAUCCAGCGUCAUCGGCAAGCCACGGCUACGGCCAUGGACACGGAUACCAUGGCGGUGCGCCUCUGCCGCCGCCACCGCCUGCUUCGCAUCACUAUGGAGGCGGACGCGAGCCGUACCCACCCGCCUAUCCGGAUCGACGUGAUUCGCCGUAUCGAGAGGGACGCGAGCGCGACUACCGAGACGGAAGGUACUCUCACCCACCUCCACCGCCACCUCCCGCCGGAGGAUCUGGCUAUGGAGGCUAUCAGAACUACCAGCCGCCUCCGCCUCCUCCGCCUCAGCAUGGAUACGAUUACCGCCGUUGA